Molecule: messenger RNA, 944 nt
Organism: Aureobasidium pullulans EXF-150
Lineage: Eukaryota; Fungi; Ascomycota; Dothideomycetes; Dothideales; Saccotheciaceae
Exons: 1
Coding region: 305-796 (163 amino acids)
Source: RefSeq, a predicted model, not a curated record
UGUGUUGGCAAGAUGCACUUGACUUGAGAUGUGUGUAAGAUUCGCUUCCAGACCUCUGAUCGAGUCCAAGCUGCUCUUGUUACAAUGCCAUCAUUGCGCACCUCUCAGACCUCUAUCGAACAGAUGCUAAAGAUUUAUUUUCGUUGCUCUUUCAAACAAAGCGUGUCUCUGCAGACCAUAUGUCACACAGCAUGGUUUGACAACAUGUCGGUUACUUGCAGCAUGUGCAGAUACAAAUUUAGCCUAUGAAGAAGCAGCCAAGCUCUAAUCUGCCACCUUCCCUGUUUAGCGUGUUGAAAAGUGCAUGGAAGGUCAUCCUUCCCUGUGGCGCCGGUCUCUUGGAGUCAAGUCCUUCGGACAAUAUUCCAUCUAUAGGUCGGAACCAUACUUGACACAUCCAAAUCUGUCUGAUAUAGCCAGAUUGGGUUGUGUUAUUGUCCGGACCUGCAUGAACGCCAUGCCCAAAACGCGUCUAGCUCGUCGGAGGUUUGCAAAGCUGGCGCGCAUACACAUUGUUAGCUCAAGGCAAUGCCAAUUCGAGCACCACGACUGCAGGAGACCAUGGAAAGGUUCACAGAGAGACACGCGCCACGAGAGGGUGUUGUGGACAUGUAGUAUGGCAGACAGAAGGCAGAAUGGUCGUCAGUUAGAACAUGGAAGAGUGUUCGCGAAGAACCCCGCUUCUCAUCAUGUUUUGUGGAGGAGGCUCAACAACAGCCACCACGACAGCACAAACGAAUGUCUCGGAUAUCGCAUAGGGCUCGAUAGUGGAGAUUCUGCAUGUCGGCAUGGGUAGGAUUCUUACUCUCGUAUAGACUGCAUAGCACAUGAGAGCUGGGAUUCCUUCCCACUUUUGCGUGCCGUUCGACUGGACAGAUGGGAGCUGAAUGCGUGGAUACAGACAACUCAAGCGAGCGCGCUUCGGACUUGGAGAAAGACACUCU